GGACAUUGAAGAAAUCAUGAAAGAAACUGGAUUCUCCCACAGUCAGAUCACUCGCCUCUACAGCCACUUCCACAGUCUCGAUAAAGGAGAAAAUGGAGCGCUCAGCCGAGAAGACUUCCAAAGGAUUCCCGAGUUGGCCAUAAAUCCUCUUGGCGAUCGGAUCAUUAAUGCCUUCUUCCCAGAGGGUGAGGAUCAGGUGAACUUCAGGGGCUUCAUGAGGACUCUGGCUCACUUCCGUCCUGUGGAGGAUAACGAGAAAAAUAAAGACCCGACUUCUGGCGAGCCGCUCAACAGCAGGGCCAACAAACUCCUCUUUGCUUUUCGGUUAUAUGACCUUGACAGAGACGACAAGAUCUCUAGAGAUGAACUGCUACAGGUUUUGAGAAUGAUGGUUGGCGUGAAUAUUUCUGAUGAGCAACUUGGAAGCAUUGCAGACAGGACCAUCCAGGAAGCUGACACUAAUGGAGACAUGAGUAUCUCAUUCAGCGAGUUCACCAAGGUAUUGGAAAAAGUGGAUGUCGAACAGAAGAUGAGCAUCCGCUUCCUUCACUAAAAACCAAAUGUGUUCUGAACUCUGAUUGGAGACCAUCAGUGUCACGCCACCUGAUUCUUCUCUGUGGGUUGAUUCAUCCUUUUUAAACAUGAUCAUGUUGUCAUCAUGUUACGUUUGUUUCAAUCAUCUAUCACUCUUGAGUUGCUUUUGCACUAGAAGGCCGGAUCCAGUGCCUUCACUAUUCUCAAAAGUCACAGAGGCUUUUAUCUUGUGAAAUUCUAUUUAUUCCGGCUGUGAAAGCAGCUUAUUAAAACUUUCCAAAUGGCGAAGCUGUCACUGAAAUUGAUACUGACGGAUGCACAAUUCGUCACCUACUUAAAGGCCAAAUCUUCAGAGAAACUUUCCUUCUCACCCCUAGAAAUAAUAUUUUGUUCCACAAUACCUCAUUAUAAGGGUGGAUAAGGCUGUCUUCAUUCUCGUAAUUUAUAAUGAUCUUAAGUCAACACAUCAGAGGGAGUGAAAUAGCUGAAUGCCUCUUAACUCAGAAAAAUGUAUUUUUCUCUGAAUUUAAGUUUUCUUUAAAUGCCUAAUAAAGAGAAGAGAAGCGGUU
Molecule: messenger RNA, 1103 nt
Organism: Carassius auratus (goldfish)
Lineage: Eukaryota; Metazoa; Chordata; Actinopteri; Cypriniformes; Cyprinidae
Product: calcineurin B homologous protein 1-like
Exons: 7
Coding region: 17-553 (178 amino acids)
Molecular function (GO): calcium ion binding
Source: RefSeq, a predicted model, not a curated record